AAAAUCAUCGGACGCGCAGUCGAAGCUAGCGCUGCAGCCUCUCGAAUUGAGUUUGGCCAAAGAAAGGGAGUUUGAUUCCAACAGGACCAGAAAAAACGACAAUUAUUUAACGAUCACAGACAAAAAAACAAUAAAUCAACAAUACAGUGUUUCGAACUGUUCACCGAUCAUGAUCGCGGUACAAUAAAAUUGACGGAUGUGACAUAUACUGUUGUCACGGUUGUGUCCGUGCAUGCUACCUCAUUAUCAUGAAUUCGGUUGCUCAUUUAUGAGUUCAAAAAAUAGCUUUCUCCGAAACGAUUAAGGUUCACAUGAUAUCCUCUGUGAAGUUUUGUAAUUUAUUCACAUGGCCAUAAAAACACAAAUAUUUUUCGUACUUGCCAACAACACACGAUGAGUUGUCAUUUUAUAGACUUGGUCAUUUCUUGAUACUUGGGAUUUUUUUCCAAAUCUUUGCCAUAGAUUUGUAUCGUAUGAUAAAAUCCGAAAAACAAUAAUACUAUAAAGCUUAUUUCACAAUAAUUCUCAUCCAUAUUCUAGCUUUUAUUUAAUUAUUUUUAACUCAGCCAAUUACCUAUUUGAAUGAACGCGGUCAUUUUUCUUUAUCCGAUCACCAGGUGGCGCGUUUUUCUUGGCGCGCUAUAGCUCAUGGUUCAAAUCAGCCAAAUGUUAUCUGUAGGCUGUCAAAAAUUCAAACUAAAAUAACCUUAUAAUCCGUUGAACAGGGACAUACGUUAACGUUGUGAACUUGAGUCGAAUGCAUAACUGAUUUUUUCUACUCGUUCAUAAUAGAUUCAUACUAAUUUGGAUUAACGGAAAUGGUAACUCUUUGGUAAUUUAAUGAUUUUCUGUAAACUCUUGAAUCUUUGAAGAAGAGAGUAAAAGUAAAAUUUGCUAAAAACAGGAAAAGCCAACAUCAUGUCGAGAAGCUAUACAAAGGUGGGAGGAAAAAAAUGGCAGACCUGCUAGUGAAGAGAAAGAAAUAAUAUUAUCGUUUCAAUGGCCACCUAUCGAUAAAAUGGACAAUGGAUUGGCAGCUCUUGUGAGCGUAGAGUCAGUUUCGAAGCUUUUCAUUUAAUCUUUUAUGUUUGUUAAUCAAAUGCGUUUUCAAACUAUUUAUUAAAAUAUCAAUAAUUUCAUAUUGUUUCUCGACCGAAGAAAUUACGGAAUGGUGCUUAAGCGAUUAUUGCCACUAGACAAAUUUUCUGUUUGUACAAUUUAUUGCCCUGGACAGAGGUACGAAUAUAAAAUUGAAAAAGAAGUUUACCCGUUUAGAAAAUUGUCGCUGUCAACGAAUAUGAUCGAAAAGAUAAACGGCAUUGAUUCACUGAGAAACUUGAAAAUCUUGUCACUCGGGCGCAAUUCCAUCAAAACGUUUUCCGGUUUGGAGGCAGUUGGCGAUCACUUGGAAGAAUUGUGGAUAUCGUACAAUUUGAUUGACAAAAUCAAGGGUGUCAAUGUCUUGAAAGCUCUCAAAGUUCUCUACAUGAGCCACAAUUUGGUCAAAGAUUGGGCUGAAUUCAAUCGCCUUCAAGAAAUCCCGAAUCUCCAAGAACUUAUGUUUCUCCAUAAUCCCAUAUGUGAAAAUAUGGAUACGGAAGCAUGGCGUGCCCAAGUAAUUCGAAGACUUCCAGCUCUGAAAAAGCUAGACGCUAUUACCAUUGUGUAAGU
Molecule: messenger RNA, 1671 nt
Organism: Venturia canescens
Lineage: Eukaryota; Metazoa; Arthropoda; Insecta; Hymenoptera; Ichneumonidae
Product: dynein axonemal light chain 1-like
Exons: 1
Coding region: 1169-1669 (166 amino acids)
Biological process (GO): outer dynein arm assembly
Cellular component (GO): cytoplasm
Molecular function (GO): dynein heavy chain binding; alpha-tubulin binding
Source: RefSeq, a predicted model, not a curated record